AUGACUACGCUGGGCAGCUGGACGUUUACGCCGUUCCCGGCCUUUCCCGCCACCCUGUUCGCAAACACAGCAUUCUGGAACGCCAGCAGCGUGUCUUGGCUGUUUGAGUGGGAGUCGCGUGAAGUGUCAAACAAGUCGGCGCUGACCAUGUACGUCCUCGAGGGCAACGCCAUGGGCAUGACGGCGGCCGAGGGCUUCAAGCGGCGCCAGCCCGUCGCGUUUGGCCAGCCCGACGCGUUUGGCCAGCCCGACAGCGUCAUAGUCAGCAUCGGUUACCCGCUCACCGACUCCGUCUACAGCUUCGCCCACCGCUGCAUCGAUUACCGCUGCAUCGACUACAAGCCGCCGCUGCCCAGCCCUGAAAACCCCCAGGGCACGCCGCCGGGCGCCGACGCUCUUAUCGAGUUCGUUGACGGCGCGCUGCGCCCUUUUGUGCGCAACACUAUCUUUCCAAAUGUGGCGUUCACCCGCCAUGCUAUUUUCGGCCACUCGUUUGGUGGCCUCUUCGUCGUGUAUGCUCUCAUCUCCCACCCUGUCAUGUUUGACACGUACCUGGCCGCCAGUCCCGCUCUAGAGGUGCAGAACUCGUCGAUACUGGACUGGGUGAGCGCGCAUUUUGGGACGAGUGCUAUUCCGGAUAUUAGCUCGCCGUCUCUGUUCAUCAGCUACGGGAGUAUCGAGGAGUUUCCCGUGCGUCGCCUCACCGAGACGCAGGCCGCUUUCCAGACGAGAAAGGACUGUUUUCGGCCUCUGGCCAUGACGGAGCACUGUCACCUGUACGACCGCGUCAAAGCGAGCGGGAGGACAAGGGAUGUGGUGUUGAAAGAGUACGCGGGCCAAGACCACGCCGGCGUCGCUGCGAGUGCCGUCACAGACGGGAUCGAUUACUUUGUUGACUGGUAG
This is a messenger RNA of Lasiosphaeria miniovina, 903 nucleotides long. RefSeq names its product Alpha/Beta hydrolase protein. Gene Ontology annotation, molecular function: hydrolase activity, acting on ester bonds. The transcript is spliced from 3 exons. Lineage: Eukaryota; Fungi; Ascomycota; Sordariomycetes; Sordariales; Lasiosphaeriaceae. The record is from RefSeq and is a predicted model, not a curated record. Bases 1 to 903 code for a protein of 300 amino acids.